UUUCAAAUCAUUUACUGAAGUUCUUGAAUGUGGUAUUGAAUGUUUCUGAAUUUGUAUCAAAACCAGCUGCUGCCACCGUUGACUUGCGCCAACUCCUCCAAGAGGCGACUGAAUUGCAGUUGACUUUAAUCGAAUUCUCAGCUGAUAAUUUGGGUAUGGCGGCUUUUGGUGCGGCGGCUUCUCUCAAGAAUACGAUUCUGCGUAUUCUACAAUCGUCUCGCAUCUCUCUCGAUUCCCACUCUCUGCAAAUCUUGCAACCUGCCUACGACGAGAUGGAUCGAUUGCAGAAAGUUCUGCUCAAAUUGGACGAGACCAGCUGCAGCAAGAUCAGGACGAAGGUGAAUGCUGCGGAUGAACUCAUCAAAGAGGCAGUUUGGGAAUUCGAAGAUUUACUCGAAUCCCAUGUCUUACCUCAGAUUCUUCCACAACUCCAAAGCGAGAGACACAACUUGUCUUUCUCUGUAGAUCUACAGAGUCUGCAACACCAUGUUGAUUGCUUCGUCGAGAUGGUGAAGAUGAUGGAGGAAGAGUACACUAAUGAAAUGGAGAAUAUGGCUGAAGAAGAAGGCGAGCCUAUUUCCUCAAGAAUCGAUUCUAGUGGAAUCAAGUCAAAUAUGGUUGGACAAUCUUAUGCAUUUCAAAACGUCAGAGAUGGUCUUCUUGAAGGUAAAGAUGAUUCUAUUAUUGGGAUGGCGGGAGUUGGAAAGACAACUCUUGCUAAACAUAUUUUUGAAGAUCCAUCAAUUCGGAGCCAUUUUGAGUUUCGAGCAUGGGUCAAAGUGGGCAGAAAAUGCAAACCCAAUGAAUUAUUACGCUGCGUUCUAGCUCAAGUGGAUCCCAACGCUUACCGAAUGCUUGCCCAAGGAGAUGAUGAUGAUGAGGAAUUAGUUGGACUAUUGAAAGAAAAAUUGCAUGAUAAGAAAUGCCUCAUCGUGUUGGAUGAUGUUUGGGAGGAACAAGCAGUAGAUCGCUUGAUAAAUUGCUUGCGAGAAAAGAAUACUCUUGGAGGGAUUCAGUUCUUACUUACAAGUAGACAACGUAUAACAUACAAGCAGCAUUGGGGCAUGAGAUUGAACUUGUUGAAUGAAGAAGAAAGUAAGAAACUACUUGGUGAGAAGGUGUUUGGUGUGAAGGUGUUUAGUGAAGACGGUUUCCCUCCUCAACUUGAGAAACUGGGAGAGAAGAUUGCUGAGAAAUGUGAAGGUCUUCCUCUUAUGAUAGUCACAGUUGCAGAGCUCCUAUCAAAAGCCGACAAGACCCCAGAAUACUGGACUGAGGUAGCCUACAAACAACACAACUCACUUUUCAAGGAUGCAUAUAAUCAAAUAUCAGAGGUACUUUUCCCAAGUUAUGACUACUUACCCCAACAUUUAAAAAUGUUCUUCCUCUAUAUGGGAGCUUUCCCUCCUUAUGCUGAUCAGAGUCCAUUCCAUAUUAAUAAUCUUUUGGGUGUUGAGGGAUUUCUUGAACUGAAUGUUGAAAAAAGUUUUGAAGGUUUCUGGGAAAAGUUUUCUAAGUGGUAUCAUCUUAUUCUCGACACAGAAAAUUUGUGGUAUUUGAACAGAGAGUAUCGCGUGCAUUCUUGUUGGCAGCACUUAUGUAAGGUAGAAGCUAGUAGGAUCAAGUUUCUACAUGUCUUACGAGGUUGUGAUGAUGUGACAAAAGACCAGCGUCGCUUGUGUGCCCAUUACAACAAUUUAUUUGCCUUCAAACAAGUGUAUGAUUCGAUAAAAAGUGAUUGUGCAUCCACUGCCCGUUCUCUCCUUUGUGUUGGUCCUUAUCACCCGUAUCCAAUCCCAAUACAUGCCAUGGGUUUCAAGUUGCUUAGAGUACUACGUGCUGUUAGAGUUCGAUUUUACCAUAUCCCAAUUGAAAUUUUAAAACUUGUUUGUCUACGGUACCUUUCCCUAAAAUACAACGGGGAGCUCCCUCAUUCCAUAUCCAACCUUUUUAAUCUUCAAUUCUUGAUUACCGAUCCACAUAUUUACAUUAAAAAGCGUGGAGUUCAGUCUUAUAUGCCUGUGCAAAUUUGGAACCUGCAACAACUAGAGGGGAUUCAGAUUUGGGGAAGCGACAUACCAACCCCUAAUACUGAUGAUGCUACCUUGCACAAACUCACCUCACUUAUUGGUGUGAGUGCAAAGAGUUGUACAAGGGAAGUUCUCAAAAGAAUUCCUAAUUUAAAGAAAUUAAUUAUUGAAGUGGAGUUGAAGCCUUAUGAUGAUGAUGAUGAUGAAAGAAACCCAUCGAGUUGCUUGGGUUAUAUCUCCCAACUCCAGAAUUUGGAGAGACUUGAAUAUUGGGUUAACAAUCCCGAGAUAAAAAAUGAGUGUAAUACGAUUCCUCUUUCAAUGUUUCCAUCAAAUCUGAAGGUGUUAACGUUGUCUGGGUUAGGGGGGUAUCCUUGGAAUUACAUGAAUGACAUUGGUUCGCUGCUGCCAAAUCUCGAGAUUCUCAUAUUAAACUGCUAUGCAUUUCGAGGCCCAGAGUGGGACAUAACACCGGGGAGUUUUUUGAAACUUAUUGAACUUCAAAUUUAUGACACCGAUUUGGUGCGAUGGAGACCUCAACGUGGAAGCUUCCCGGAGCUUCGUAGACUAGGCAUGCUGCAUUGCUACAAAUUACAACAGCUCGAUUGGCCGUAUGAUCGCUCUUGGAUAGAGAUCAUUACUUUACGCGAUUGCAAUCCUUUAGCUGUCGCUUGUGCCAAGGAAUUAAAAGACAAGUUUUCCUUUCAACUUUUCGUCAAAUCUUCUUUUUGAGGUCAAGUGAGUCUGCGACUUGCCAAACAGGCAAAUGAAAGAGACGAUCGAGAGUUGCUUCCCCUGCCGCAGGUGAGUUUCUGCUGUAUGUAGAUUACUAGUAACUUGUUUAACAAACGUCGAGGCCUUUGUAUUACGAGCUGCUGUUUUUGAAGAUCUCUUCGCAAGAUUCUUAAGGAGUUCACUUGUUCAAGGCGCCAUAAGGUAACUUCUUUAUAAUGCAUAACCUAUAAAUGGAUCGAUUAACUUGAAAGUAUUGGGCUCGUUAGCUUGCAACACGUUCGUGCAUAGCAUUGUAAGCAUCAUAUAUUGCUACUCGUUGCCUUCUUUGCAUUGCAGCUAGAUGGAUCCAACUCACGUGGAGACGCAGAAAGAUGCAAACGAAUCGAGCUGAGUCAAGUCGAGUAGAUUCCUCAAGCUCACCGUCAUCUCAGACUAGAAGCAGACGCAGAUAAGACUCGUUGGAGUAACGGAUUCUAGCCAACUGAAAGGAUCUUCGAUGCACGAUCUCCUUCCUCGUUCGAUAGCGUGUUCGUGCUCGUACGUAAGAUGAGGUUCCUCUCUUCCACUCUGCCGAAGCUACUGUGUUUGUGUAGAUGUUGCUAACUCAUAUGAAGUGCUAUUGAUUUUAGAUCGAGUUAUAGAAUUAAUCAAGAUUUGAUGUUAAUUUUAUUAGUAACGGUAGGAGUUGUUGGUUUAGCUAUGAAGUAAACUUUUUUUUUUUGAUAAAUUACAACAUUAAAUAAAGAAAUUUAAAGGUCGCGC
Salvia miltiorrhiza (redroot sage) is the source of this 3527-nucleotide messenger RNA. Its product is annotated as putative late blight resistance protein homolog R1A-10. The transcript is spliced from 3 exons. NCBI's taxonomy places the organism in Eukaryota, Viridiplantae, Streptophyta, Magnoliopsida, Lamiales, Lamiaceae. Gene Ontology annotation, molecular function: ADP binding. Gene Ontology annotation, biological process: defense response to other organism. The record is from RefSeq and is a predicted model, not a curated record. Bases 156 to 2762 code for a protein of 868 amino acids.